AUGAGUACUUAACAAGAAUCUCAAAAUCAGAUUCCAGUCCAACCCUAACUACUCUCUUCCUCUUCCCAAGCCAAAGUGGCUGCCCUCGAUAGUCUCAGCCUGAAACAGCAAAUAGAUGCCUACGAGCAAAUGAAGACCAUUGCCACUCUCACUCCUCAGAAAAUUGAACUAGACGGGUUUGCUGACUACAAGGUCUGCAAUCAUUAUCUGAACACAAACAAGACGCAGCUUAUCCUUUACCUCUACAAACACUCAGACAAUUCUCGCAUUCUUAAGCGCCUUGACUUUUUGUUGAUGAAAGAGACUGGCCACUUUGAUCUGCAAGACCAAUACGCCAUUGAAGGGGUGUCUGAAGAUGGCAGUUAUGUACUUCUUGAGUUUAAGAAAGACAACAAGUGGAAUCACUUUGGAGUGUAUACAGUUUAUCAACUCUUUCUAAGAGAGAAAGCCAAACCCCUUUUCACUCUGGUCUAUAAUAAUUCAAACCUUUUGAUUAAAAAUGGUCAUGUAAAACUGAACUUCUUCGGUUUUAAGCUGUGCCUUUUCAAUAGUUACAAAUUCAUCAAGAUUAUCAAUCUGGAUCUGAAAGAAGUCAGCAACUAACUAAACUUUGACCGGCAAAACGGAGGUAUGAUUUUCCCAAGGAAGGAAUUCAACCCUCCAAAGCUGCUUGAUAUUGAGCAGUUCUUGAAAAGUGACGCUCUUACCUUCAAAGGAUACACCUUCAUGAAAACUUACAAACUGGAGGAGGUAACUCCUGCUAACUAUGUCCCCUCUAAAAGCAGUUGCAUUAAGACUUUCAAUUAUUGCAGUCAAAAGUAGUUCCUCUUCUUUGAGCAAGAUUACGAAGAGACUAAGACCCUCUCCUUCAUGAGGGAUUCUACUCUUUAGGAUAUCAAAGUCUUCGAUUUCUCGCCAGGAAAGCCUCUGACACAGCUUUUCUCCUACAAGUUGACUGAAGGAGGGGGACUUUACAAAUUCAUAGCUGAGGAGCAUGAGUAAGCUUUCAUAGUAGUAAACUGUAACACCAACAAAGCAGAAAACAAACGAAGUUAUCAGCUGCUGGCCUUGGAUAUUCGUAACAAGUCUGGUUCCCUAGUUGCAGACUAAUUUAACUUUAUUGGUUUUAGCAAAAACAACCUCGUAUUCUACGACGACAGGGAAUCUAAGCAAAAUCUAGAGAAACUCCCAUUCUUUCAAAAGAGAGAACAGUUCUAAGUUCACUGUUUGCAUCGAAAAGCAAGGUAUACUAAAGCAUUCUAAGAUGUCCACUACAUUGAGAAUUCUAAGAAGGCAGACCUUCUGUUUGACAUUCAUACCAACUCCUAUGUUUACCCAUUGAGUGUCUUUGGCAAUGUAACUGAUUUAAAGGCUUUCAGAGUAGAAGAAGGCAUCUAGUUAGUUGUUAAGAGGGAGUUCCACAGCUAAUGCAAAGAAAUAUCGGUCUACAACUAGAGAGAUUCUAAGAAUGACAGUUUAUUUAAGGGAGAAAAUCCUUCUUUAAAGGGGUAAAAGGUGAUCACUUACUUUAGGCGAGAUGAGGACUUUUACUGUUUCGUGGUAGCUUCAAACUUCAAUAAUGACAAAAAGACUCUUGAAAAUCCAGUAAUUGGCUACAAUUACAAGGUCGCUAAAGAGAGCCAGGAGUAGGAGAAAUCGAACUUAAGAAGAAAUAGAUCGACUAAUUCGUUUAAGUUUAAAGAGAUCGUUAAAGUCCCAGAGAACUAUGUUAAAAUCCACAAGGCCAGGAAUCAAGUCAAAGGCAAUAAUGCGCUCUUUUCCGAUCCUGAGCAGUACUUUCAAGAAAACUUUACCUUGUAUGUCAGGACUCCAACUUCAAUACUAGUAUUGGAGAACCAAGCUUGGGUUCCUCUGCUAGUACUAGGCCAAGGUGAAGAAAUAAUGUUUUCAAAGUUCGAUACGAAGUACUUCGUAACCGUUUCAAAACUGUAGGAGGAACAAGGCCAAGUAACAGCCCUAAAGAUAUUUGCCAGAGAUAAGAGUUGCAAACACCUUAAGAAGAUCAUCGUAGACUGGGACAUCAAAACAAAUCUUAAGAUUAUAGAUGACUACAUUGUUUUCUUCUCUUCUGACCAGCUUAAUAUCGUCAAAAUCAGAAAUGGGUCAUAAACAAUUCAGUACUAGUUCAUAGGUCUAGAACAGUACAAUUUUAGCAGAGUAUACAGAUUCAAUGAUGAGCUAACUCUCGGCAUCAGCGAUUUCGGUGAUACUAUCUACUAUAUGCAACUAGGUGAAAAGCCAGAUAACGAGACUUUUGAAGGUUUAUGCCACUAUGAUUAUCUUAUCAGCACUGAGCUUUGUAACUUAGUGGCCAAAACUAAUUUCACUGGUGAUAAAAUCGAGUUCUUUAUGGAAGAAAGUACAGUACCGUUUGGAUUCAUAAACUCUCACUACACUCAAGCCCAAAUUCAAAGUUUUGUCGAACUAGUGGGCAAAGACUCCAACAAGUUAGCUGCAAUACUUUCAUCUGAAAUACCUUAAGAGCUGCUGAUUAAUUAUCCUUAGUUCGAUAGUUUCUUGCACUAUGUGAAUCUAAAGCCCAAGGUUUUGAGAGCAUUUGCAACUUCAUUAGAGAUUAUGAAGAAGUAAGGAAUUGCGAUCCCACUUUUGAUCUACAAUAACCGGAAAGGGAAGAACCCAAUUGAUUUGGCAAGAGAAGCCAAUAACACAAUAUGCGUUGAAUUGCUGCUUGACAUUGCCUUGUCGUACCAGUAGCCUCCUACAUUUGAAAUGAUCCUAGACUAAAACAUCAACUACAUCAUCAAGAGCAGAAUAGACAUCUCAAAGUACAUGAAGCUAGACUCAUGCUUUAAGAAGAUUGAUGACGAUAGGCUUCAUCACUUGUCACCGCAUGAUGAUCUACUUUUGAAAGGUAUUGACUAAAGAAGUCAGGAUGACAUUAUUAGCUUCUAUAAAUCUCAGAUAGUAACAUCUCUUGGCUAAGCUCAAAGAUGUGGCAGGCAAAACAUAGCUUAAACCUAGGAAAAACACCCUAUUGAAUACUUUAUGGUAUACUUGCCUCGAACUAUGGAAGAUGACUUAAAUCCUUUCAUUAGGUAACUUAACAACAGUGGAGAGAUCUAGCUAUUCACUUUCAAAGCCUUCUAAGCAAUCAUAGAUUUCAAAUGGAAUUAGUACGCUAAAAAGUUCUUCUACUUAAGGGCGGCCAUAUUCUUCGCUUUUCUUUGCUUUUUCCUUGCUGACAUCUACUACUCAUCAUUCAGCAAGGUAUUUGAUGAGAACAACGAUUUGCAAGAAGAUAAAAGGGAUUUAGCUUCGCUGAUUGCUAUUAAAGCAGUUGCAUGCCUAUUUAUAGUGUACUUUGCAUACUACGAGAUAUGCUCUGCAGUGCUUCAGAAGGGUUAUUUCAAGGAUUUGUGGAAUCUUGGAGAUACACUGUUAAUCAUAGGUUAUCCUACAAUUACAAUCAUUGACGCUUGUUCAAUCUGGUAUGCGGGAGUAACAAUCAUCUACGUGAUUCUUAUCUUCAUAGUGUUCAACAAGAUCAACUUCUUCUUGAGAAUCAACGAGAACUUCAGCUACCUGGUCACUAUGAUCUGGCACUCUUUGAACUCUGUCCGGUACUUCUUAACUUUUUGGUUGCUUUUCUUGGCUAUGUUCAGCGUUAUCUUUACUAUACUCUUCCAGGGGGAGUACAUAGAGGGAUACAACGGACUGGAUAUCGCAGGCUACUUUACCUCAACUAUCAAGUUGUCGCUUGGAGAUUUCGAAGUGGAGCACUAUUCAGAGCAAAAGCGGUACCUGGUAAUCUUUACCUGGAUCAUUUGGAUGAUGGCAGUCAUCAUCCUCAAUGUGAUCUUCAUGAACUUCAUUAUUGCGGUAAUCUCAUCGUCUUACGAGGAAAUCAUGACUAAUAUCACUGCCCAAUCCUACAAAGUGAAGGCGCAAAUGAUCUAUGAGAGUGAACUCCACUUGUUUAGAGGCCACAAGCCCUCUCAACCAGACCCUCAGAAUUUCCCACGCUACAUCUUUGUUCGGAAACCAGUUGAUCAUCAGAAAGACAAGCAGGACGAUGUGCAAGAAAGCAUUGCUGACUUGAAGAAUGAGGUCUUUGAGACAGGGCAGAACCUAAACGCUAGAAUAGUUCAAAUCCACGACAAGAUGCACUCGAACUUCGAAGCAAUAAUGCAGCAAAUGCGAGAUAUGCACCUUGAUAUGAAUGGCAACGCUAAGAGAGUCAAACUUAUUGAGUAGUUCAUUCAGAAACAGUUACCUUAGGAUAAAGCAAAAGAUGACUCUGCAAAUUAAGGUGGAGUUAUCGAUUACGUAGAGCCUAAGACACAAAAAGAAGUACUGAAGGGAGACUAGUCUAACAUUGAUGAAGAUGGGAAAGCAAAUGAAGACUUGAGGGCAGUGGCACAGAUGAUUUUGGACUAGACAAAGUGA
Messenger RNA from Stylonychia lemnae, 4428 nucleotides. Lineage: Eukaryota; Ciliophora; Spirotrichea; Sporadotrichida; Oxytrichidae. The record is from the annotation of a GenBank genome assembly.